UUGUUCCUUCCUUCGCUCUUCGUCGUCAGUUGGUCCUCUAAAAGAAUGAAAGCUUCAUUGCUCCUUGGUAUUGUACUCCUUGCAUCACAGGAGGUGCAUGUACUAUCCCAGCCGCCUGGUGGGAUAGAGGGACUCCCAGAUGUGAUAGGACAAGAAGCGUGUUUAGACUUGGUGUUCAUGUUCGACAUAUCGUGCUCUGUCAGUGAGGCAAACCAACUCAAAGCUGUUGAAUUUAGCAAGCGUCUGAUAGAAGAAAUCAGAAUGAGAGAGAAACCCGAAGGAUUUAGUGUUAAAUUAGCGGCAGCACUUUUUGAAGGUGAUGUAAACAAUGCAUUCUAUCUGAAUGCAGCUAACAGUCGAGCUGAAAUGCUUGAACUACUCGACACUCUCCCCGAGCUUAUAGAAUCGACGUCCAUUCAAUGUGACACCAUGACCCAGGAGGGAGUUAAGGCUCUGUACGAAACAUAUUUCACGGAAGCAAACGGAGACAGGAAGCAAUUAUACAGGGAUCAGGAACUAUACCAGAACGUCGCCAUAUUUUUCACGGACGCAAGGACCCAUCCAAGAAAGUAUGCAUUGGAUGGAAGGGCUCUUGACAAAUAUUUGAAGAGAGCCGCGGAAGCUAGAAUUACGAACUAUGUCGUAUUGCUUGAUAAUAAUCGCACGGAAGAAGAUGCCAACGGGAACGAAGUGACAAAGCCACCUCUAGAUCAUCUGAAGAUAACAGACAAUGAGCCAAAAAGACUGUUUGAUAUUAGAACUGGUAAAGAUGUGGAAGCAGAGGUGACAAAAUUGGCAAAAACUCUUAACGAAGAAUAUGUCUGCCAGACAAGUGUCGACAGAGCUUGUGCCGACAUUACAUUUGCUUUUGAUGUAUCGUGCAGUAUAGACAAGGAUAUCAAGGAGCUUUACAGAUAUGUGGCGAGUCAAACGUACAAUGAACUGAUCAACAGCGCCGGAGACAUUCUCGUUUCAGCAAUUGUGUUUGAUGUCACGUCCCGCUCUCAGUUCUAUUUUGACACAUAUGGUAACCGGGAAGUCAACAUAAGUAAAAUAGACAACGCCCUUAGAAACCUAGCCCUAGAAGAAGUAAAGUGUCGCACCAUAACGGAGAAACUUUUUGAUGAAGUGAAUCGUAAGCAUUUAGGAAAACAUGGAGAUCGAGAUGAUAUCCAAAAUAUUCUAGUAUUAUUCUACGAUGGUAUGACGUCACCGUUGAGGCGCAGAAAAGAGACCAUUGCAAAAGCUUUGGAACUGAAGAAAAAUGGUGUUGAUAUUCAUCUGGUUAGACUAGAAAACAAUAGAGGCAAAGAUGGAGACGAGGAAUUCCAAGAGAUAGCAAGUCCAGAUCGAUUGUUUCCGUUAGAAUCUGGAAAUGCACUCACUGAUGAAAACAAAGACGCAGUCGUGUUAGAGCUUUUUGAUAAACUUCGUCUAUAUGCUUGUGAAGAUCAGGUUUAAUAAAUUGUCAUAAUUCAAUGUUGAAAGUGUG
Owenia fusiformis is the source of this 1492-nucleotide messenger RNA. Lineage: Eukaryota; Metazoa; Annelida; Polychaeta; Sabellida; Oweniidae. The record is from the annotation of a GenBank genome assembly.